Panicum virgatum (switchgrass) is the source of this 1415-nucleotide messenger RNA. Its product is annotated as heavy metal-associated isoprenylated plant protein 5-like. NCBI's taxonomy places the organism in Eukaryota, Viridiplantae, Streptophyta, Magnoliopsida, Poales, Poaceae. The transcript has 4 exons. Gene Ontology annotation, molecular function: metal ion binding. The coding region runs from base 114 to 1169 and encodes 351 amino acids. The record is from RefSeq and is a predicted model, not a curated record.
UUGCGCAUUUUCCUCUUCCGUCAAAUCCAGCGCAAGCACGCCGAAAACCCCACUCAAGAAGCACACACGCCCAUCCGAGGAACAAUCCAGAGUCCAGUCCUGUACUCGAGUCCAUGGGUGCCGGCAACGGAGGAGAUGGCGGCGCCGAGGAGGCGGCGGCGGAGCCCGUCGUGCUGAAGAUGGAGCUGCAUUGCGCCGGCUGCGCGCAGAAGGUCAAGAAGGCCAUCAAGCGCGUGCCUGGUGUGGAGUCGAUCGUGGCGGACGCGGCGGCGAACAGGGUCGUCGUGGCGGGGACGGCCGACGCGGCGGCGCUCAAGGCGCGGCUCGAGGCCAAGACCAAGAAGGCCGUGGAGAUCAUCUCCGCCGGCAGCGGCCCCAAGAGGCCCGCCCCCGCCGCGGAGCCCAAGGACGCCGGCGCCGGGGAGAAGAAGGCGGACAAGGACGCGAGCCCCAAGGAGGAGAAGGAGAAGAAGCAACCGCCGGAGGAGAAGAAACCCAAAGAGGAGACGGUGCUGCUCAAGAUCCGCCUCCACUGCGACGGCUGCGCCGACCGCAUCAGGCGACGAAUCUACAAGAUCAAAGGGGUGAAGGAUGUGGUGAUCGACAGCAAUGCCAAGGACGAGGUGAAGGUCAGGGGCACGAUGGACAUCCCCGCCAUGCUCUCCUACCUCAAGGAGAAGCUCAACCGCGACGUGGAGGCCGUGGCGCCCGCCAAGAAGGACGGCGGCGAGGGCAAGGACGACAAGAAGGACAAGGGCGGCGACGGCGACAAGAACAAGGGCGCGGCCCCGGGCGGCGACGACAAGAAGGACAAGGGCAAGGGCAUCGAGGUGGCGGCGGCGGGUCCGUCAACGGCGGCCGCCGCGGCGUUCAUGGCGGCGCCGGCGGGGCCGAGCACGUACCACGUGGCGCCGCCGCAGGGCUACGUGGCGUACCAGCAGGGCCCGCCGCCACACGCCGGCUACGGCUACUACCCGCCGUACCCCUACUACGGCAAUGCCGAUGGCAUGGGUCACGCUCACGCCAACCCCAGCGGCGCCGCCACCUACUACCACCAGCCCGAGGCCAGCCAGCAGCAGGCGUACCCGCCGUACCCCUACCGCUUCGACAUGGCACCGGCGCCGCAGCUCUUCAGCGACGAGAACCCCAACGCCUGCUCCGUCAUGUGAGCAGAGCUCACUGAUCCGUCGUCAGCGUUAGUAGCUUUUAGCCGGGAAAAAUCUCGACAUGUGCAUAUUGCCAAUGAGGAUUUAGCUAGCAUUUAGUCUAGAGCUCUAGAGAAGCAUUUCUAAUCGAAUUUUGCUUCAUUUGUUUAAUUAAUUAAUCCUUCCCGUUCUCAUCUCCUGAUGUACAAGUACAACAAUGCUCGUUCUACUCUGCUGGUUAAUUGGUGGCAGUAACAUUUUUUUAACUGA